CCGCCAGAGACGCAGCUUCCCCGGGCGGGCGGGCGGCGGAGACCCGCUGAUUCCCCGCGGGAGACGGGACCUCCCUCCCUGGUCCAGAGCCCGGGCUCAGAGCCGGCACUUGACCCGCUCCCAUCCCACUGUCCCAGCCCCAGCCUCUCCUCUCUCCAGCUCCAGCCCAGCCUGUGCCCGGGACGGGGCCAUGGAACGCUACGACCGCCUGGGCAAGAUCGGCGAGGGCGCCUAUGGCGAGGUGUUCAAGUGCCGGGACCGGGUGAGCGGGCAGGCUGUCGCCGUCAAACGCUUCGUGGAGUCGGAGGAAGAUCCGGUGAUCAGGAAGAUCGCGAUGAGGGAGAUCCGCAUGUUGAAGCAACUGAAACACAACAACCUGGUCAACUUGAUCGAAGUGUUCAGGAGGAAACGAAGACUUCAUUUAGUUUUUGAAUAUUGUGACCACACUGUGCUCGAUGAACUCAACCGGUACCCUAAAGGGGUCCCUGAUCGGCUGGUGAAGAGGAUCACAUGGCAGACACUGCAGGCUGUCAACUUCUGCCAUAAACACAAUUGCAUACACAGAGAUGUCAAACCAGAAAAUAUCUUGAUCACUAAAGAUCACGUCAUUAAGCUGUGUGAUUUUGGUUUUGCCAGGAUACUGACAGGCCCGGGGGAUUAUUACACCGACUAUGUGGCCACGCGGUGGUACCGUGCCCCCGAGCUACUGGUGGGGGACACUCAGUAUGGGUCGCCGGUCGACAUCUGGGCCAUCGGCUGCCUCUUCGCAGAGCUCUUGUGUGGAGCUCCUCUCUGGCCAGGGAAGUCCGACGUCGACCAGCUCUACCUGAUACGCAAAACACUGGGUGAUUUGAUUCCACGACAUCAGCAAGUCUUCAGCUCCAACCAGUUCUUCAGUGGAGUGAGCAUACCCGUGCCAGAGAACUUGGAAACUUUGGAAAUGACGUUUGAAAAUGUUUCACAAAGUGCUCUUGGAUUAAUGAAGAGCUGUUUGUACAUGGAUCCCGCUGACCGACUGAACUGCGAGCAGUUGCUGGAUCUCCCUUACUUCAACAGCUAUCGCAAGGAAAUGGAGAUGGGCCGGCAGAGACCUACCAGGCGACGUGGGCGACCACAGCACAGAAAUGUACCCUCGUUGCAGUGUUUGCCACAGCUUACUGGCAGCAAUAUCUCAACAUCCACAGAAACCAAGAACGACCUUAAGAAGAAGUAUAAUUACCAUUUCCCCAACAUUUGACCAAUGGCGCACAUUGGCAACCAAGGGUCACAAGAACCUACCUGCACAAAUGGACAUUGAAAGGAAAUGUUAAAUCAUGGACAAGUGAGGGCUUGGAUUGGAUCCUUGCCCAACUGGGCAUUAAGUGUCUUUCAUUGUAGUUCAGCAUCUUGUUCUCAUUUUACACUAGGAAAGGGGCAGACUUUUAUAAUUAAUGACGAUGAAUAUGAACCAGGAAACACUUGGGCAGAAGUUUUGUUUAAAUGUGUACAAUGUUUGUAUAAAGAAACAGCACAAUAAUCUAUGCACAACUUUGUUGCUUACAAUGACCUGUUCCACUUCCUAAAGAACCUAGAUUGUUCCGACGGCUAUGAAAAGUGACGUGCUUCCUGACAUUCCUCCAGAACAAAGGUUGACUGUGCAAUCAAGGACACUGCCAAUGCCUCCACUCCGCAUCUUUGGGAACUAUUCCUGGGGUUUUUCUGGAUUGAGGUGGAAUAGACCCUGUUCUCUAGGUUUCCUCUGCUGAGCAACAUUUCAGGAACGGGUGAAUCCACAAUCUUCCUACCGAA
This is a messenger RNA of Amblyraja radiata (thorny skate), 1788 nucleotides long. It is a transcript of the gene cdkl1, whose product is annotated as cyclin dependent kinase like 1 (CDC2 related kinase). Gene Ontology annotation, biological process: protein phosphorylation. The coding region runs from base 191 to 1237 and encodes 348 amino acids. Gene Ontology annotation, cellular component: nucleus. The transcript has 9 exons. Gene Ontology annotation, molecular function: ATP binding; protein serine/threonine kinase activity. The record is from RefSeq and is a predicted model, not a curated record. NCBI's taxonomy places the organism in Eukaryota, Metazoa, Chordata, Chondrichthyes, Rajiformes, Rajidae.